AUGGCUGGGCGACACCCACGCCAGGCAUUGUUUCCCGACGCGGCGACCUUUGACCAAGCCCGGGUGGCGGCCAGUCAGCGCACUGCCCUGCGCGAGACCAUUGAGGAGGUCAAAAAUGCAUACAGUCGAUUGCUGCGCUUGGGCACGACGGAGCUGGGCAACUCCAACAUUUACUCCCACACUCAAGCGGCCCAGGAGCCACUGGCGGCCCAGGUGGCCACCGAAGUUUUGACCAUGCACGUAGAGCGCCUCUUGCAGUUGAGCGAGAUGCUGCACCAUCAACGAUUGCUCUAUGAUCUGGCUGCCAACGCUGGGCCUCGAAAGGCGCAUGCCCAAGUCUUGCGUGAUGAAAUCACCAAACUUGAGUCACAGCUCCCCGACGCUGCUCGUGCAGAUCUCGAUCUCAUUCGAAGCCGAUUUGAUGACUCUGGCGUCAAGACAACCGCACCCCUUACCGCUGCGGAAAUGCCCGCCGCCACAAACAUCAGCACGGCCGCGCCCGAGCCAUCCGAGUCCAUGGCCACGGAUGGUGAUUAA
Monosiga brevicollis MX1 is the source of this 537-nucleotide messenger RNA. RefSeq lists its product as uncharacterized. NCBI's taxonomy places the organism in Eukaryota, Choanoflagellata, Craspedida, Salpingoecidae. Bases 1 to 537 code for a protein of 178 amino acids. The record is from RefSeq and is a predicted model, not a curated record. The transcript is spliced from 3 exons.